Porites lobata is the source of this 12913-nucleotide messenger RNA. NCBI's taxonomy places the organism in Eukaryota, Metazoa, Cnidaria, Anthozoa, Scleractinia, Poritidae. The record is from the annotation of a GenBank genome assembly.
UCAAGCCUGAAAAUACCCAACUCUCAGUAGGCAGUUUAAACACCAGUGCAGUUUUACUUGGUAGCACAGUUACCUUUAACUGCUCCACAUCUUCAUACCCAUCUCCACAUGUUUACUGGUUUUACCACAAUGAAGUGUUCAUUGGCAGUAAUGUCAGUGGGUUUUACAACCUAAAGAUGAGUAGAAGUGGUGUUUAUUCCUGUUUACCUGUAAACAGGGCUGGUGUUGGAGAAACUGCAACUGUCAACUUGACUGUUGUUGGUAAGUUGUUGUAUUGUACUUCUAAUCUUUCUUCGGGGGGGGGGUUACAGUUUACAGGGGGGUGGUGUGAGUCCCACAUCUUUGUAACUUGUACUUGUCUUGUUUAAUUUGAAAAUACCAUUAGAUGGCAUUAAGAAAGAGCCAGAGAUAUUGAAUUGAGUAGAAUUGAUUAUAAUAUUAUUAUCAUGUUUUAGCAGUCAAGACAUGCUUUUGGCUUUGAAGUUAAACCUCAGAAGUACAUGUUAAAAAUAAUUAAUAAUAAAAGAAGCUAUUUGGACCAUAAUCUUAAAAACAAUGGUGAAAAUUGAGUUGCAGUGUAAGAGAACGUUGAUUUUUGUAUUGCAUCUCAUUUCGUAGAGGUCUUUUGUUGCCUGUGCUUCUCAGUCUUACAUUUAUGUGAUGAAAUGCAUCUUGUUUUUUUUUUUUUUUUGUGCAUCUUCAGAACCUUGGAUAUUUUCCUGAAAUACAUAUUUGAAUUCAUACUAGGGUUUAACUAGCUUUAAACAGUGUUUUUUGCAAUAAUUUAUACAGAAAAUAAUCAAUGCUUAAAAAAUAUUUUUGAUGAUGCAGUGUUUAUUUGCCUGCACAGCAUUUUGGGAUAGCUGGUUCAUUGCCAGGCAAACAUUGUCUGUUCAAUACCCACUUACAUGGUGUUUCUUUUUUCAUACCCUUAUUUUUCUCCUGGCUUGUUUUACCUUUAUCUUUAUACUCUUGGCCCUUUCCCCUAGCUUUGCGCCAAGUAGCAGGAUUGUCACUAAGAUUUCCAGUUUUGGGGUUUAUGUGUAUGCCAGUAAUACAACAAGAAGGUUGGGGAAUCAAGCAUCUCUAGGGAUUUCUUUUGGCCUUUUUUUCGUGUAUUUGUUAAUGAAAUAGCUAGGGGUCACCUUCAAAGUAGCUGAUGGAAUUCCCUGAGGCUCCUGGCUCUUGAUGACAACUCUUUUUGAGGUAGAAAAUUGUUGUACAUGUAUUUCAAGCAAAGGCUGUGGGAUUUAAUUAAUUGAAUUUACACUUAAAUUCAGGUUUAUAUUUCUAAACCUCUGACUUAAUCAUUCUAUUCAUACACUGUACAUAAGGGCUGUCACUAAGGCAACUCCUCAUGAGGAUGACUCCUGCUACUUCAUAACAAAACAUCAGAAAAAAAGAAGCAAAAGAACUCUCUGAUAAUUGUUCAAUUCCCACGUACUAAUAUAUAACAAUUAUUCACCAAAGUAGAGGUGGCUAGUGGUGGUUCGCGGUAAGUAAAUCAGUGAAUAAUUGUUUUAGUAUAUACUAAAACAGUGAGAUAAUUGAUAAUGAUUUUUAAUUAACUCAUUUACUGUUGCCAACGAUUACAAUUUUGGUGCGCGAUGACCGAACGGCCGCGGUCGUCGCUUUUUCUUGUCAACAAAUAAAACUUUUGAAGGCAUUUGUUUAGCUCCUGCAGGGAAGUUUCUUCAAAAGGAGUUGUGAAUUCUUUUUGUAUUUAAACUCAUUCUGUAAAAAAGAUUAUUAGAUUUAGUUUUAAGCUUAUUUAUGAACAAGUCAACUAAAUAAAGUAACGCAAGACUUAAGCUUAAUUUGCAUUUGUAAACAAAAACUUUUUUCACCGGUUUUAUUGAUUAAUUCAAGUCAAAAAGACAAAGCUUUACCUGUUAAAAUUUCCAAACCGAACUUCGUCACCUUUUUCAUGUAUUUCGGGAACAGCUUGCAUGACUAGUUGUGAAAUUUCUUUGUUUGUUACGGCAGCAAACCAGGAAGGCAUUUUGCUUGCAACUUACGUGAGUUUGGCGUCGCUCGGUCGGAGGAACUGGAGGUGAAUCAGUGAAUAGUGCAGGAUAUUCACUGAUUGAGUAACCAAUCAGAGCAGCAAAAAACACUAUCCACUGUUUUAGUAUAUACUAAAUUGGAAUAUACACAUCAACUUGAAAUCUUGGUAACAACCCUGACACAUAUACUACAGUGACUGUGUGGAGUGCAAUAAUAAUAUUAUAAUAACUAUGAAUGGAUUUUUUUAGGAAAACAAUACAAUCAUUUACAUGUAGGAAUAUUUUGAUUGUUAAAUAAGUUUUACAAUACUUAUUUUGAAAUUGACCUUUUUUCAGAUCUACCCAGAGUUUCAGUCUCUCCAGCAUCAUUAAUUAUUUUGGAGGGUAUAAAUAAUGCAACUCUGACAUGCAAUGCUACUGGGAUUCCCUCUCCUGUGAUAACUUGGAGUUUAAUCAGUACUGCUGGUGCAAGUAUCCUGUCUCAGUCAGCAGUCCUUAAUCUGUUCAACAUCAGCAGGCCUGGGACACCUACAGAAGAGCUUCAUUACCAAUGCACUGCUUCAAAUGGAAUUGGGAAUCCUGCCACUGAUAAUGUGACCAUUACUGUCCAUUGUAAGUACAGAGUGCCUGUAUUAGCUUGUCAAAAGUAAGUUGCCACCCUCUUGCAAGUGAGUAGUAGGUAGUAACUGAGAGGAUGCCUCAUCUCAUAAAAAGAAAUUCUUGUCUCAAGAGACAAGAUCCUUACACUUACACAGUUCGUGGAAAUGAAAGCGACACAAUUUACAGCAAUAGUUCCCUUAAGUUUGUAAGGUCUGAGAGCAAACAUCAAAUCACAUGGUUUUCAAUUGCACAGUCUUGAAAAGUCCUUGAAUUUUAGGGGCAUCCUUGAAUAGUCCUUGAAUUCCAUUUUCCUUGAAAAGUCCUUAAAUGUUAGUCAAGACAGUUGAACUGAAAAAUGUACAGAAACUGGUGGAGCAAACAGUUCAAGCCUAAAAGUCUUUUUAGCUUGGACUGGGAAGAUGCAUUUAACAACUGCGUCGCUCAGUGGAGGUGGGUGCCUGUAGUGUCCAGUGGCUUCCACUUUUUGCAAGGCCAGCCCCUAAAUAGAGUUACUCCCCCAUGGCUGGUAAACCCGAGCUUUCCAGCCUUGAGCUCCCACACCAAUGGAACCAGUCACGUGUCACACUGAUUUAUCAGUGGAAAAAUAAAGAGGGGGAGGGAUGGGGGUGGAACAAUGAUCCAAAGGCUAAACGAAGAGAGCGGCUGCUAGGAAAUGCUGUACCAUGCACAUGGAGAUCAUGCAAGCAAAGCUGACUGUGCUUAAGCAAUCGCACUGACCACUGACCGACACAACACACACCUACACUCCUCAUUGUUAACUGUGUUAAAUUACAUUUAACCUUCAUUUACAUUCUUACAUUCCUGGUAGGUUAUCCUUGAAAAUUGAGUGAGGUCCUUGAAAAGUCUUAAAAAAAUGGAUGUAAAUUUUUGUUUCAACCCUGAAUCUGUUGUGGAAAUGGCUGACUUUCUUAUGUGUUCAUGUGUAUGAAAAUUCAUGGUUAUAAAAUUAAUGUACAUGUGGUACACUGUACCAGUUGUGUUAUUUUAACAUUACACUGUACAUGUUUGUGAACUGUCCAUGGGCACAUACAUGUACAGUACAUUGAAAUCAUUGUGUUGAAAUCAUCAAUUUAGUUAGGGGAAAUAAUCCAUUAUGCUGCAUCAGGCUGUAUCCAAUUCCCUGCUGAAUUUAUAGACAGUGUUCAUGUAAAUCUUAAAAUUUUGCUGUAUAAUUUUUUGAUUUUUUUAGAUCCUUCUAACAUUGACCAAGCUCCAUCCAACAAGACCAUAGUUGAGGGAAGCAAUGUCACUCUUCAUUGUAAUGCAACUGGUAGCCCAGCCUCAAAUAUUACAUGGACAAAAGAUGGCAGUCCAACAGUAUUACAUGAGGGAGAAGAGUAUGUCAUUAGUAACAUAUCACGACAGCAACAUGGCAACUACAAAUGUACAGCAUGGAAUGGUGUGGGUGAACAGUCAAAAACAAGCUUCAGCAUAAAUGUCCUUUGUAAGCAAUUUUAAGGGAAUUUUUUUCUUCAUGUAACUGUAUUUUUUAUUGGAAGUUCACUUUGGUGGAAGGUCAUUAUAUUUUACAAAGGCCUUGGAAGAUGGGCAGAAAUUGUAUUAAUAAGCAAUCAAAUGCUGUUAUUAACUAUGCAAUUUAAUAUGUACAGGUUGCACACUUAUCUCAACAGCUUGUCUUUAACCCACUCACUCCAGGGAAUUUUGCCAAAAAACUUGUUUUGAAGCUAGUUGAGUUGUUUUCUGGUCACUGUUUGGCCAUAAAAAGCCAAGUCUUACCAAAAAACUGUUUUGAAGCUGUAUAUUUUGUGUGCACUUUAUAAUCGUCUGAACUGGGUGCAAAAUUUGAAGUUUGGGCAUGCGCAGAAUUAAGCAACUUUUCAGGGUUUGGAGUUUAAAAGAAACACAGCACGCUUGACUUUUCUUUUGACUUUCUCUUCUCCUCUCUUCUAUUGCUUUUCUCACCUCGUCGUGCAUUUUCAUCAUGGGAGUUUUUGGGUCAAUGUUAAUUGGUUUUUUUUGCCUUUUUCUCUGGGCCUUGUUGAAUGAAGUGUGCUCAGGGUUGUCACUAAGAUUUCAAGUUGCCGGGUAAAUACAACAAGUAGGCGGGGAAUCAAACGGCUAGGGAUUUCUUUUGGUUCUAUUUUUCUUCUAUUUUCCAAUAAAAGUAGCCGGGGGCCACUCUCUUAGUAGCCGGGGAAAAUCCCCGGCCCCCGGCUCUUAAUGACAACCCUGUGUGCUCAUUCUGGUUUGGUUUGAAAGAUUUCUUCACCCUGCACAGUUAGAUGACAAAGUUGUCUUUGACCAUAGAAACUGAUGACAUCACAAGCAUAAGAUGGGACAUGGAUCCGCAUGGGUGAUUUGGAGUGUUUCAGGGGCAAAUGGGUCAAAGCACCCAUAACCUAAAAAAUAUAUUUAUUUAAUUGAAAGUGCACAUUGCUACAAGAACUUCUGUGAAAAAAUUUGUCGAUUUGAACUCAACAUGAUUUUUUUUUAGAUUUUUUUUAACCUUUAAAUUUACCACCAUCAAUUUUGGAAACCUGGGGAACAAAAGAGCCGUGACGUAGAUCAAGAAGCCACAAAUUAAAGAAACACAUUCACUUAAGAUACCAUGGAACAAGUGUAGAGUUCUAGAUUUAUUUCUGCCAUUAUACAAAUUGAAACAAUUGUUAAAAGGUAAAACAUUCCAAUUAGGUACAUGGCAGUUACAUGCAACAACACUGCAGGUGACCCUAAGAAAGGGAUAAGCAUGCAUAAAAUUGUGGUUUUCAGUUCCUGAAUUUAUGUCUUAUUACAACAUGUAAUUAGGAGCCUGUCAAUACCGUUAUCACCACAACAGUUGUGCCAAAGGUAUUAGACUGAAAUUUCUCUUAAAUUUUUUUGAAAAUCUCCAAAAUGCAAAAUUUUUGCGAGGAAAUUUCUUUUUGUAAUGUGCUCUUUCAAUUAAUGUAACAGAUAGGCACUUAAAGAGAUCAAGUGGCAAUCCUGGAAAUGUUUAAAACACUUGAGAAUCCGUAAUAUGUAUUGCAGCUGUUCUUCCAAGUUAACUUGAGCUGCUUUUCAAAUUGCUUUGCUGUUUUCUUCCAAAGUUUGAAGCAUUUUUCAACAGUUUUCUAGCCUUUCAAAUAACAAAAUAACAUUAUAAAAUUGAUCUUCUCUUUUAAUUUUGCAGACGAGCCUGCCAUAUCUAUCCACAAGUGUCCAAGUCCAAUAACAGAGGGUAGCAAUACCACUUUAUACUGUAAUGCAACAGGCAAUCCAGUGCCAGUUGUUACCUGGAUAUACCAAGAAACAGGUGUCAUUGUUAGCAGCACAGAGGAGUUAGUUUUUACUUCCAUUGAUCGUAGUCAAGCUGGAAGCUAUAAGUGCCACGCAUUCAAUGGUAUUGGUUCUAAUUCUACAAGAAAGUGCAGUUUGGAUGUGUUUUGUAAGUACAAUUUAUUAUAUACCGUUAUAGUAACAUCAAGAAAUAAUCAUAAUGUUAAGGGAGUUGUUGACUCUGCUAAAUCCUUGGUUCUGAUGAUGCUCUUAUGGUAGGAGCAGUGAUUUUGUUACAAUUUGUCAAUAGUGAGCCCUGGGACUCAUCUCAUGAAAACUCAUGAGUCCUAGUACAGAAUCAGUGAGUCCUUACUAUAUUAAAAGAUGCCAGAACUCUCAUGAAACCAGAUAAUCACAUUUAAUCUGUAGUCUACUUUCAAUGGCUAGCUGAAUAGGAAAGCACUUAUCUCUGUAACAUAUUACAGUGUACUGAAAUUUAUUAAAUAAUUAUUACAGUCUUCCUCACAAAAAAUUUCUUUUUAAAGUUAACAAGCCCUAAAGCUUUACACAAUCAGUUAGAAGGCAGCUUUGCCGUAUUAUGAACCACUGUCCACCAUCCUGCUUCAACCACCUGCUUUCCAUACAGUAUAUGGCAAAAAUAAGGAGUAACCACUCCAUCAGUAAAAUAAACAUGAGCGCUUUUAAAAAAAUAGUACCUGAGAAUUAUUUUGUGUGGAAAUAUUUGUCUAGUACUCGUUUGUUUGGAGGUAGCUUUCAAAACAUAUUUUAAAUCGUGCAAACAAGGCAUUCUUCAAAAACAUUUUUUAGAUCGAUUGAUCGUUGCAUCCCAAAGGACGCAAGCUGUCAAUUAUUCUGCAUCUUUGAGAAUUUUUACGUGUUAGGGACACAGAACACAGUGGUAACAAAAUCACUGUAGGGGGAUACAUGUAGCUCUUUCCUUCCAAAACUUCUUGUAGGCAUUCUACAGCUUGAGAUGUUUAUAAACAUUCCCUUCAAAAACAUCAUAAUAAUGGUGUAAAGACAAGAAAUGGCUGUGAGUGAAGGGCAUGGAGGAUAGUUUUUUGAAAAUCUGGAAUGUCCUUGGUACCUUGGACCAAAUGGUAUUGCGUGUAAUUCAUUUUGAUGUACAUGACAUGCACAUGCAACAGAAAUGGUGUCCACUUGCCCCAAGUAAGUGGUUUUGAUCAGUGGACAAGUAGGUCAUCAACCUUACCUGUCCUUUGGAUAAGUAAAUUCUCAGAAAAUAAAUUUAAAUAAAAAGGUGCCUUUAACACAUUUCAGCGAAACAUAAAGUACACAGCCAGGUUUUUGUAAGUGUAAAACAGAUCGCUUUUUGGGAAAGCAACUUACAUGUUAGAAAUGAAAAGAGAACAGCAUUAAUGCAGGCGACUUAUGAUCUAUCCACCAUUUUAUUUCAUUGCACUCUGAAAGGGGCAUGGGACUUUUGGGGGUUUAGCUUUUGCAUUAAUUUUAUAAUAGACCCUCUUGGUAACUGCAGUUAGCUCGUACACAAUGGUCGCUCAGCAAAGCAUAAAAUGCAGGCUAUUUUGGUGCACCAGUGAGCAGCCAAAGGGGAAAGGAAAUUAAUCCUUCCCCAGAAAACAUUGGGGUGAUUGAGAAGAACCAUGGUGACAGCUGAAUGGUACGAGUUCGAAAGUUUCAGGAAUAUUGGAAAGAAACCUUCCCCUGGCGGGUAGUACAUGAUGCGAACAACAAAGCAGUACACUUUACAUAAGCAUACAAUAAAUUAUUACUUGUAUGAGUACUUUCUUGACACUUAAAAUGCUGUAUGUUUUAUCUGAGUUCCAACAAUAAACGGGAUCAUGCUUCUUAUCCACUACCAUGCAUCAUUAGAACUUGGAUUUAACUUGACAUACAAGGACAACUAGACCUGAGCUUUAAUGAAUACAACUAGAACCUCACUGGUCCAUUGGACAAGUGAAGUUCAAAUUUUUUCUCUAACCCUGACAUGUGGGGGCGUGUUAUUUUGAGAAGCUUGGGGAUCGUUCUACUGUACUCAGAGUAAUUAAUUUUAGCAUGCAACAACAUUUCAUGAUGUGGAGGAACAACAAAGUUCCAGGGUUAAAAUAAUUUUGUGGCCAGCACCGGUCAAGUUGUCUGGUCAGACCUAUUUUUUCUCGGACACAAACUGUUUUUGGCUGGAAAAAUGUUUAUUUGUUUCUGUCUCUGUCUCUCUUUUUCUAAUUUUCCAUUAGAAGCAUAAAUGACUAGACAAAGCCUACUUUUGACUGGACAUUGUCUUUUGACCGGCUGUUAUUUCAAGUCCUGAAGUUCCACCAAUCAUAUCCCAAACAUUUUUACAAUACCUCUUUAACUCCUCAGUCCUACGUGUUCCUAGAUGUACAUGUAUAUCAUGAAUGUUUUAAUCAGCUUUUAAUACUGCUGGUCUUCACCAGGUGAUGGUGCCAAUUAGCUGUGUAGAGCUAUUGCUGUAGUAAUCUGCUUUAUAGUCAGCUAUGAAAUGGAUGGGCAUCAUAAUACAUAUACACCUACAUGUACUUUACUGUUACAGUUUGUACAUACAAAAUACAGCUGUGAGUUGUAGGCAGUUAAAAAUUAAUAAUUACAGGAACUUCAUGAAAAUCUAAUACUGUAAGCUUACAUGUCAAUAAGUCUGGUGGGAAACGUUUUUCCAGUGUGUUGCCUUUACAUUCUGUAAUUCUAGAUGGAAUAACUAAUUCAAGAGUGUGUUUUCUGAUGUAUUGCAGACCUACCAUUAGGAACAAGCAUAGAGAUGACACCCUCAAACACUACAGUGCUGCGUGGUUCUACCGUGUCACUUAACUGCAGCACAGAUGCCAACCCAGCAGCCCAUGUGUAUCAGUUCUACUUCAAUGACUCUUUCAUCAGCAACAGUAGCUCAGGUCUGUUAAACAUCACUGUUGAUACAGAUGGAGUGUACACCUGUGUUCCUAUCAACAAAGUUGGCACAGGACACAAUGCUAAUAUCAGCAUCACCAUGGUUGGUAAGUCACUCACAUUUUUUAGCAUGAGUGUUCUUGGUUUUGUUUCAAUAAAAUGCUGUUCACAUAUUUAAGUACAGGUAGUUUGGACUUCAGUUCUUAAGGUUGGUUUGAGAGAUGUUGAUUACUUAGCUAGGGUACUUAGCCCCACUUUGUGCUAUUUUUCUACAAAGACAACCCCCAACUACUUUCCUGGGAAGCAAAAGGAGUGUAAAACCAAAGGAGUUUUGUAGUUGUUUCAUUCCCCGCUUACUUAACCUGCUAACUUGUAAUCUUAAUGACAGCUUUGCAAUAAGGUCUGUCCUCAGAUACUUUACAUUGCUAUGGCUGUAUUGAAACCCCUUCAACCUGAUUUUUUAUACUAAGUUGCACUAAAGCACUGUUGUGACAUCACUUACUUCAAUUCUAAAAGGGGCAGCCAGAAGCCAUUCUCCAAGUUCAUUGUUUUCUACUUGAUAUGUUGCCAGACAUAGAUAUUAGUUGCCAGAAAAAAAAGCAAGACACUCUGCAAAUUAUUUGGGAUAAUUAAAGUGGGUACCAACUAAUACACAUUAGUUCUAGCUAUAAUUUUUAUUGAAUAGGGAGUGGGAAAGGGGCCUACUUUGUUCUGUUUAGGAGACAUGCAGUAUGGAGCAAAUUUAUAAAAUGGAUGGAACUGUUGGUUUACUUUGAUUUAUUUUUUAAAGUACCAACUUGCACAUACACUGCAAACAAGGAGGAAAGUAUUAGACUAACUACUAACAAUGGAAGCCAUUUGCAGAUAAAAUUCGGACAAGUCACAUGGUCUUAAAACAGGGACAUAAGAUGAAAUGACAACAAACACAAACAAUAUGGGACGAAAUUGCAACUGCACAAAAUCAAUGGUAAAAUACAGGCAGAAAUGUGGGUUCUUCAAUCCCUGAAAUAUAGGGCUUUGAAAUUCAUGUUGGAGACAUACGACCCCCCACCCCUCCUCCAAAGGGCCUCAUUAUGACAUGGUAUUACUUGGUCUCAAACAUUCCGUGUUUAGCACAAGUUACUUUAUGGUCAUCUUUAACAAGAAACCCUUGUACAGCUAUAACUAUUUUGAAGGUAACAUUAUUUCUUUGUUUCUUUGAAGAUGCACCUUCGGUUGAUGUUUAUCCUACAUCCUCUGUUGUCAUGGAAGGAAAAAAUGUCACACUCUCCUGCAAUGCUUCUGGAAAACCUUAUCCUCGACUUACUUGGACCAAAGUUGGUGGCUUGGGUCAAGUAUUGUCACAAACUUCGACACUUAUUGUGAAUAAUGUGAGCAGGACAGUUACUGCUAACAACAUGAUUCAGUAUCAGUGUACAGCUGAUAAUGGAGUAGGACAUCCUGCUACUGCUGUUGCAAAUGUUACUGUCCACUGUAAGUACCUCAUUGUCUCUGACAGAAAGGUAUUACCAUGACAAUUCUUAUUCUAGCAAAACAUGGGUGUUGUGUCAUUCUGAAUCAACUCAACACUCACACAAAUGUACUGAUCCCUUGCAAGCAUUGCAGCAACUCUUGGGCCGAUGCUGAUCGGAUCUUUUUUUCCAAAUUCAUGACAAGCUGAAUGCAUAGUUUGCAGAAGGGAUUGGUUAUGAAAUAUGAAACCACGUUGCUGCAGUUGCUAUUCAGAGCUCCCUGACUGUGUAAAAGUUUUUGGUUGUGGUUUGAUAGGACAUUUCUGUUGGCCAGUUAGGUCCAAACAACCUAACAAAAGACAUAUAGCAAAGCCAUCUGAUGGCCCUAACAAUUAUUGCAGUUUAUUAACUGCUAAAUAGUAUGUAAUCUUUUAUUCUCUUUUUAUUUCUUAUUCUUUUGAAGCCCCUAGAUGAGUUGCACACAGCAUCUGCUUAUUUGUUUUAUAAAGGUUUUAACAAAGAUUGCUUGUGAUUUGGAAUUCUGGAUUUAUGUCCCCUAGUUUAUUGCUAUAUUAGUAGUACAGUAGAGAACGAUUUUUUCCUGUAUGGGGGCCGAGGGAAUAUCAUUCUUUUCAGCAGGAAUUUAGAAAUGCUGAUGUUGUCAUUAAUAGGGAUCCUACUAAAACAGAAUGAUGUCACAGUCUUCUUUUAUGUUGUGGUUAGUAUAACCAGUUUAGCAGGUUGUAGUUUUUUAAGACGGAUGAUGUCAUUAUUGGUGUAGCCGGAAGUUUGAAAAGAAAUGUUAUUGCAACCCCUUUUAUAGUACUUGGGUCAUAGGGUUAGAUGGUAUAUGAAUUUAAUUUUACUAUUUUAUUGUUUAAGAGAACUAAACCAAACUUAUCCCCUACUUCAAACACAGUUGUGGUCCUCAGAGAGGUGCAUUUAAUCAUUUUCAUCUUGUUUAACAGUUCCUCCAGAGUUCGUCUCUACCCCUUCAUCUCAUCAACUUGUUGAGGGCGGUGGAGCUUUGCUGUACUGUAAUGCUACCGGUAAUCCAGAGCCAAAUAUAACUUGGACAAAAGGUGGAAAUAACAAUUUGUUGUCAACUUCAGAGAUUCUAAAUCUGAGCAGUGUGCCGAGAGGAGAUAAUGGAGCAGUGUACACAUGUGAAGUGCAAAAUUAUCUCGGAUUGGUGAAAGCUACUGCCGUAAUUACUGUGUUUUGUGAGUAUUUUAGUUAUUAAUCAUUGUGGAAUUUUUUAAGUUUUUCAGAAUGUCCUUUUUGAUAGAAUUUAAGAAAAAAGACGGCAACCCAGAAAAUUUUUCUGCUUUAUCAUUUAUCAGGCCUUAACCAAUACUUGUGGCUAAAAAGACAUUCAGGCAGAAUUCUUAACAAAUACUUACUUUUUAGUUUAGCAUGGAGUUUUUCUUUGUAUCCUCCUUGGAAACAAUAAGUUGUUCAGUUUAACAGACAUUCUCAUUGCUCUUCAGGAAGAAAGAGGAAAUACAUGUAGUCUGCAUUAACCCUAUUCAGACUAGGGGGGGGGGCGCUUUUCGACCCCCCCUCCAGCAAAAUCAUGAUAACUCCUACACCGGAAGAGCUAUCACGUUCAAAUUUUCUGACUUUUCCUAAAAUUUAUCUAGGAACAUUUUGGUAUAAUUACCAUGUCCAUGUGAUUAAUCAUGUUGCCAUGGCAACCAGUUUCUGACACAUAGGUUUUGGAAAAUUUAUAAAAUGGUGAUUUUUUUGUUUCAAGAUCGCGUUUUUACACUUAUAGUGCUUUUUGUUGUUAAAAUGGUCUUUGCUUGAGACUAGUUUUUGAAUUACAUCAAAAUGUUUCAACAUCGAAUAUUUGGGGGGGAGGGGUGGGGUAAAAUUUGUCACUUUUUGCUUUGACAAAUAUGCUGCUCUAUUUUCCAAAUAACACUUCCAAAGUCAUUUGUUUGGGUAAUAAACAUUAGUUUGAUACUUCUUUUAUACAUUCUGAGCUUUUUCCCCUUUGAAUGUUGCUUUAAAUUAUAAUUUUAACCAAAAAAACGGAAAUCCAAGAUGGCGGACAACCAUUUCAAAUUUUUAAUUUUAUUGCUUCCUAUCGCUUUUUCUCGCUGUACAAGUGUUUCCUUGUUACUAGUUCGUAAGAAAGGAUAACAAAGAGAUGACUUUACCAAUAUUAUUGAUAUUUUACGUCUCUAAGUGGAAAAAUAAUAAGAAACGUUGAAAAAUCGGAAUAUGACGUCACUGUGACGUCAUCAUUGGGCGUGGCAAGUCAAAACUGGGUGUGGGGCUUCUUUGUACGGAGAUGAUCAUUGUGUGUAAUUUCAUGACCCUAGCAUUAUUGGUUCCAGAGAUACAGAGGGGGGGUCCGAGGAGCCCCCCACCAGUCACAGAUUGACCAAAAAAGCCCAGUCUGAAUAGGGUUAAACAUAAUACAAAGACUGUGUAUUACUUUCAGAUGCACCAAUGGUGGCAAUCCAGCAGUGUUCCUCUCAGGUUACUGAGGGUGAUAAUGUGACAAUUUACUGCAAUGCUACUGGUAACCCAUCUCCCAAUAUAACUUGGACCAGAGCAAACUCAAGUGCAGUUAUCUCAUUCAGUGAGAUGUUUCACAUGGAAGCUGUCAAGAGGAAUGAAUCAGGAAGUUACGUUUGUCAUGCUUCCAAUGAUUUUGGUACCCACAACACAUCCUGCAGUGUGGAUGUGCAAUGUAAGUUGUAUUGA